UUUCCCAUCAUCACGUUGACCCGCGACUCAUGGCUGGAGAGGACGAAGUGGACGGCCUCACGGCUGGUGUGACGCCCUCGUCAUCAACUGCGGCUGCAGCAACAGCGCCGCGGCGUCCACAGCACGCAGGCACCGUCUACCGACCCAGCUCGCGCUUCUCUUUUCCCCGCGCUGCGCAGCCUGAGAUCGUGCGAGCCUACCAGAAGGAUGUUUACUAUCGCGACAUGCUCCGGGACCAGCUUCAGGACGUAGCCAGGAGUGUACUGGGCAGCCGCACACUGUUUGCCCACGCAGAGACGAUCUCGUUCCUGGGCAGCGUCGCCUACUUUACGCUGAGCACCCUCGGAGGCGCCCAGACGCUCGGCGAGGAGUAUGUCAAUGCCAUGAUGACCGAUGGCAAGACUGGCAGGAUUGUCGCUCUUCGCCGACGAUCUGCGUUCAUCUUCUUCCACGUCGUCUCGCCUUACCUUCUUUCGAGAGUCUAUGGCGCGAGCCGGAGGCGGAUCGUGGCGAGCCACCAGCAGCGCUCUCAGGCACUGCAACGAGCGAGGCUACGAGCGGCUGCCGUUGCACCUCGGCGUGGUCCCGAGGCGGAAAAGGCCAAAGCAAGGGAGCCUCAGCCCAGCCGGCUCGACCGGCUCGUUGGAAUCCUGGCCGAGAGACUACCUUCGAUGGAGUCCUUUAAUGCCUCGGACGGAUGGCUAGCCUACGCCAGCGCCGCUCACCUUGCGCUCUUCUACCUCGGGAGCCGAUACUAUGCCUUUGGACAGCGCAUGGCCGGCGUCGAGUACAUUUCCACAAUCGCCAGGCGGCCGGGCUCGAAGCCGCCGUCGUACGAGGUGCUUGGUUUCCUGCUGGGCUUGCAGCUCGUCAUCAAGAUGCUUCUCGGUGCCAACCGGUGGCGUGUGGCUCGCAGCAAGGCCAAGAAAGAGAAGUUGAUGAGUGAGGGAAAGUGGGAGGAGAAGCGCGAGGCGGAGCGGGAGCAAGACGAAAAGGAGGUCGUUCACCUUGACGACGUCGCCUGGACCCACAAGACGCAGCCGCCGACCAGGACCGAAUCAGGGACCAGGGAGGAAGAUCACGGCAGAGUGCCGUUGUCCUAUGCGGACCCCGACGCGCUGAGCUCUGCCGCCGAGCUGGGUCUGGACAAGGGAGCGUCACGAGAGCAGCUCGAGGCGAGCCGGGGUGCAGCACGAGUCAAGGCGGCCGAACUGGAGGCUGUGGCCGAGUCGGUGCUCAAGUGUACGCUGUGCAUGGAAAAGAGGGAACCGGAAAAGGGGACGAGCGCCGUGACGGAGUGCGGCCACGUCUUUUGCUGGGACUGCAUCGUGGGCUGGGCGAGGGAGAAGCCAGAGUGCCCCCUCUGUCGACAAUCUCUCAACCCAUCUCACAUCCUUCCUAUCUACAACUUUUAGCCUGAUAUACAUCUCUCCUCUUCUUUUGUAAUCUAUCAAUGGAC
This is a messenger RNA of Acaromyces ingoldii, 1459 nucleotides long. RefSeq lists its product as hypothetical. Gene Ontology annotation, biological process: protein import into peroxisome matrix. Lineage: Eukaryota; Fungi; Basidiomycota; Exobasidiomycetes; Exobasidiales; Cryptobasidiaceae. The record is from RefSeq and is a predicted model, not a curated record. Gene Ontology annotation, cellular component: peroxisomal membrane. The transcript has 2 exons. Gene Ontology annotation, molecular function: zinc ion binding. The coding region runs from base 30 to 1415 and encodes 461 amino acids.